UGCUACAGGGACAUCGGAUAGUCAAAUCGAUUGUUAAGUCCGAUUGAAUCGAUCACGAAGCCACUCGUUCCGAGCAGAGACACCACAGAGACCCGAGAAGUCGAGAGAAUAGACAAGAUAGAAAGGGCAUUGAAGGCGAUCUCAGAAGAGAGAAGACUCUUCUUACUUUUGCCGCUGUUGGUUGCUGGUGGUGAAGACCAAAUCAUUCAGUCAAAUUCCAGGCACCUCUGCGACGAAGUGAGCACAACAAGCCUUGGCCAUUUCUGUGUUGUUUUCUUCGACUUGAACUGAAGUGUAUCUCUCUCGAAUUGGAUUUGAAUUACUGUUGUCAGUGAGUGAGUGUGUUGUUUGUAUGUGCGCAAGCCCCCAGUGCUUGUGUGUGUUGAUCCAAAACCGAGUAGCGUGCAAUCCAAUCUCGAAUCAAGCCAACGAUCGAUCGUCGAAGCGUCGAGUUCACGGUGUCACGAGCGUGGAAAAUGAACAAGAGCCUUCCAGCAGUGAUGUGGUGACCAUGGCCUUGCAAAUGUCGCCUGUUGAUGCUCAUUCUGAAAAUCAGCCUCCGUGUUAUUAUCAGCCUGCAGUGCUGCUGCCUGAAGCUGCUGCUGGAACGAGCAGUCAAGUUGAGCCCUUUCAGUGCCAACUUUUGGAGUGCUCCUCUGCUGAACAAGUGCCUCUUCCCACCGAACAGAAACCUGUGCCACCAAAUUUAAGGAAAUUCGAACAAAGGGUGACUGCUGUACGUAAGGAAGGUGCUGUAGGAGUAAUGGAUGCCCCACUGCUCGCAGAGAGUGCUGAAGUGAGGCGUGGUCCAGAGGUUGAGGAUUUGAGAGGAGGAGCUGCUUCUGAAAUCCUCACCCUGCUGGAAGUUUCCCAAUCAUCUGUGAUAGACAGCUCCAAUGCCGGCUCGCCCUCCGGGGAGGGAUCGGCGCACCCAGGCACGCACGAAUCCCCCAGCAACCCAACAUCUCCCUGUCUGCUCGAUGAGGUCGAGAUAGGAUCAGCGUCCGCCAGUUCUUCCUCCAGCAAUAGUCUCAACGAUGCACAAAAGGAUUCGGGCGAGAGGCAAAGCGGGUUGGCUCGGCGACCGUGGAGCUUUAAUCAAUCGACUACGACAUUCUCAGGAGAGACGAAUCCUCCAAGUGCAACUUACGCCGCCGAUUCUGCUGUGUGCCCCUCGUCGACCUCUGCUCACUCCACCCCCGUCGCUUCUGCUUCUGCCGUCUCUGAUGAAGACUAUUGUGAUAGCAAGGAACCACUGAUCAUCAAGGGCAGUCGCACUAGUAGUACCUCGGUGACGUUUCUCCAAUAUCCCCCGAUCGGACCGGCUUCCAACCGGCAUUGGGGCAUUCCUCAAGGAGCGGGCUUGCGUGGAGGUGCUGGCGAGACCUCCUUGAACAAUGGAGCGGGCAGCUGGGGUCAUCCGCCCGCCACCGGUGGAUGGGGAGGCGGCGGAACCAACAACGCGGCGAACCAAGUCCAAGGCCAGUGGGGCGCAGCCUCCUCCGCGGCCAACCAACGGAGCUCCGCAGCUAGUCAGGGACCAUCUGGAGCGCCGCCUCCUGGAUCCUCGGGACCGCAACAAGUUUCCAAUCAGCAGCAGCUACCGACCGGUGCCCAACAACAGCAGCAACCCCAAGGAGCCUGGGAUACGUCGAAGAACGUCGUCACUGGCAAUGCCGUUCAGCCGUCUGGAAGCUCGCCAAGCCAGGGUGUAUGGGCUGCUCAGGCUGCCAAAAACGUACCUAAUCAACCGACCAAUACCAACCCUAAUCAAGACAUAAUGGCUGCCAACCCCUUGAACUUACCUCAAGGUGGGAACGGUGGCGGAGGAGGAGCUGUGGGCGGCUCUGGUCCAGCCACUCCUAGUUCUGGCAAACCCGAUCCACUGGCAAAUUAUCGAGACGUCAUUUACAGUCAGGACGGGUGGGGAGGCAACCAGGUGAAUCAAGAUACGCAAUGGGACGUCCCGACGUCACCAGAGCCAAAAGAAAUCCCCCUGUGGAAACAGACGGCUAGCAAUGGAACAGAAGUCUGGGAAGUCAAUCUGCGCAACGGCGGUCAAGCCCCACCGCCCAUCACUCAGACAAAGACACCGUGGGGCAGUCACACUCCUGCCACCAAUCUCGGAGGAACUUGGGGUGAAGACGACGAAUCAUCGGAACCGUCAAGCAUGUGGACGGGUGUUCCGGCAAAUAACGGCCCUACUAAUUGGGGCGCUAAUCCAAUGGGAGGUGCUCUGAACGCCGGGCCAAUGGGCCCAACAUCGGUCCCAACCGGUGCUUCUGCCAUGGGAACCGGAAUCGCAUCGAGCAACGGCAUGUGGGGCGGACAGCAGCAGAAGAAAGAACCCGAAUGGGCCGGGGCUAGCUCUAUGCAAGCUGGACCUGGAGGAUGGGGAGAAGUGCGUCCUCCCCAGCGCAUGGCCAUGACCGGCAUCGGACCAGCUGUUCCUGAGAAUAUGGGCAUGGCACCGGCCGCACCAUCGCACUGGCCCGGACCGCAGAACAAGCCUGCGCCACAAUGGAGUGGAAACGUGCCCGCUAAGGAGAUGAAACCAACUGGCUGGGAUGAGCACUCGCCCCCUGCUCAGAAACGACAAGUACCCUACGACGAUGGCACAGCCGUCUGGGGCAACCCUUCACAAAUUCAACAACCUGGAAACGUCGUCUGCCGCUGGAAGGAUAUGCCCAAUCCCAACGUGGCCGGCCAGCGAGGAAUGCAGCAAUCGGGCCCGCCACCCAACCGAAUGCCUCCUGGACCUGGAAUGAAAACGGAUAUGUCCUGGGGACAAACUCGGAAUGGCUCUUGGGGAGACGGGGGAGUCGGCGACAGUAACCAGAUGAAUAACAUGUGGAUGGAUGACAAACCGGUAGGCAGUGGUGGAGGUGGUGGCUCAUGGAACGAGCCUCCCCAAACACCCACUCCAUGGGCAUCUGGUCCAAAACCCAAAACACCUACGACUCCAAGUUGGGGUGAGACUGAAGACAACUUGUCGUGGGGCCAGCCUCAUAAGCAGAUUCCUAAGCCGUUAGCCAAGGAAAUGAUUUGGAGCAGUAAACAGUUCCGCAUUUUAUCCGAAAUGGGUUUCAAGAAGGACGACGUGGAAAAUGUCCUUCGCAAUUGCAACAUGGUUAUGGAAGAUGCAUUGGAAACGUUGCGCUCUGGCCGUGGUAUGUUUGGUGAUGACCAUGGGUCAGGGGGCUAUGACCCAAUGGGGCCGCACGGAGGGGCGCCUUAUCCUCCGAGCGCCCGGUUCAAUCCCGGUCAACAGAUGCCUUUCGUUCACCCUGGUAAUAGCGGUGCACCGCAUCACUUAUUAAGCAAUCCUGCCCCUAGCAUGGGGAUGAACCCGAACCCUGCAUACAAAAUUCUUCAGCCUCAGCAACCGCCACCUAUGCCGCCUCAGGUCAAUCAAUCACAAAUGGCCCGUAAUAUGUCUCGAGUGGACGCGGGCGUGACAACUGGUGCAGGAGCCGGUAGCCAGCCAUCGCCGACUCAAUUACGAAUUCUCGUCCAGCAGAUCCAGAUGGCUGUCCAGGCGGGCCACUUGAAUCCGCAAAUCCUCAACCAGCCUCUGGCUCCUCAGACGCUCGUGUUACUCAAUCAGCUGCUACAGCAGAUUAAAGUACUACAGCAGCUAGGUCAGCAGCACAACAUGGCUCUUAGUCGGCCUGGACAGGGACCCAUGGGUGGUCCGAUGUUGCAGCUAGUACCUCAAAUGAACAAAACGAAGCAGCAGAUCGCCAGCUUGCAGCAGCAGAUCGCCGCCCAGCAAGCUCUGUACGUCAAGCAACAGGGUCAGAUGAUGAAUCAACAGCCACCUGGAGCUCCGCCGAGCCAGCCGUCCGACCUCUUCAAGGUGGACUCGGUCCACGGCAUUCAAUCCAACUUGGACAGGAUGAGUCUACAGGAUUCCGGACAAUCGCGGCUCUCUCAAUGGAAGUACCCGCCACUCGACAAGGAUCUUUCCGAUCUCGGACUGCCCGAAUUCAGCCGAGCUCCAGGCAGCAGUGGUGGUACGCCCGGUUCUAUUCCCAGCAAUGCGAAACCGCCUCUGAGCAGUAGUCUUUCUUCUCCCAAUAUGAAUCCAGUUCUCGGCCAAGACGGCGGUGCUUGGUCCACGAUUUCGCGCUCUCAAUCCGAGACUGGUUGGCCCGACACGAACCACGAUUUGUCUACUCCUGGAUCUGUCGGAGGCAACGAUGCAAAGGAUAGCUGGAGCAAUGCCACUGGAUCCUCCUCUUAUUCGGGCUCCAUAUCGGACCUCGUUCCCGAAUUUGAGCCGGGUAAACCUUGGAAAGGACCACAGAUCAAAACGGCAGAUGACGAUCCAACUCUCACUCCUGGAACUUUUGCCAUGUCUGGCCUGAACGAGGCAGACGUUUACUCAAACAACGCAUCAAAGGGAGGCCAGAGCUCAACUAAAGCUUCACCUCCUCCUGCGGGCGCUGGCGGAACAAGCGCUUCUGGUGAAUCGGGCUUCCCGACACUGGGUCUCUCUAAUUCCACCUGGUCUUUCAAUCCGUCUUCAGCGUCGUCGAGUUCCGUACCGUCCACGUCGACUCCUUACAGCUCUGCCAAGAUUGGACCCAAAUCGACUUGGUCCGAUGCCCCGCCGCCAUCUGCUGAUCCGUGGAGCGCACCUAACAAGCCCCGUGGCCCUCCGCCAGGCAUUACCACUGCAGCAGGCACUGGUCCAAAGACGGCCGGGCGCGAUUGGAGUGCAGGCGGCAGCCGCUCACCGUGGCCAGGAUCUAACGCUACUGGGGCUGGAGGCACCUGGGCCGGUUCUCUCAAUGGUUCUUCUUCGUGGCUCGUACUACGUAACUUGACUCCCCAAAUUGACGGCUCGACGCUCAAAACAUUGUGCGUCCAGCACGGUCCACUUCACAACUUCCAUCUCUACCUCAACCAUGGAGUUGCUUUGAUUCGAUAUUCGACCGGCGAAGAAGCUGCCAAGGCCCAAAGUGCUUUGAACAAUUGUGUGCUCGGCAACACGACCAUUUAUGCAGAUCUAGCCAACGAAUCUGAUGUCCAGGGCUGGCUGCAGCAACUUGGCAUGCCUGCCCAACAGCAACAACAACAACAGCAGCAGCAGCAGCAGGUUGCCGCCUCCAGUGGAUGGGGCAUCCGGGGAUCUACUCCCGGCUCUGGCUCUAAUAGCGGAAGCGGUAACGGAGGUGGAGUCGGAAGCAAUGCCGCCAAGGGAAGUGCCAAUGCCGGAGACAAUUGGGGAGCUGGCGCCGGUGGUGGUCCCAGUUCCAGCCCAUGGUCAACGGGUCCCAAUUCAGUCUGGUCUACUCCGGCCUUGGAUGGUGGUUUGAGAACCACGCCGUCGUCGCUGAACGCAUCGCUCAACUCGUUCCUGCCCGGUGAUCUGCUGGGCAACGAGUCCAUGUAAAAACAGCGAAGACUACCACUCAACACGACUCAAAAAAAAAAAAAGAAAGGGAAAACAAAAACUGAAUCGACAAAUUACGUGUCAAUAUGAGAAUAGAGAGAGAAGAGAAAUACCAAGGUAAUGUUCAAUUCGUCAAAAUAUUUUCACAGCUGAGAGCAAUCAACCAACUAAUUUGUAUGCCGGACGUAAUAUAGUGUUAUUCCACCCUCCCGCUCCCCUCGUAUUCACGGUGACGGAAAAAAGUUGUCACUCAUUCAAAUUUAUAUUACUCUUAUAUUAUGGCCUAAUGCCGCUGCUGUUGCUGCUGCACUGAUGCGUAGUGUGAACCGUCCUCUCCAUCUUCCCCCAAAACACCAAUGAGGCCAUUAAGCAUUUACAAAGAAGCAAAGUAGUAGUAUAUUCAAAUAUUCUUAUGUUUCUUUUUUUCACCUGACUCCCCUCCAUUUUUUUUUUUGCAUCCCGUGUUAUGAUCGCUUGCGCCACACACACACACACACACACUACUCCAUUCAGUUUAGUCGAAGUUCGUUUUCCUAUGUAAGACUUUGGUUGUUUGUUUUUUCUUGGUCAGAAUAAGUCCUCGUGUUGUGUCUCGUAAUAUUUUGUUUUGUGUGUGUGUGUGUGUGUGUGGGAGUGGUUAUCUUAUCUGUUUUUGCGUGCCAGUUAUCUCUUCUUUCCCUCUGUCGCUCUUUUGCCACUACCGAGGUGUUCUCGCUCCACUUCCAAGUCCCCACUUUUCAAAAGCUUAAAAAAAAAAGGAAGUAACCAGAGUCUCGCCAGAGGCCGUCAUGGAACAAUCAUACCAGAAACAAAAAUUACCCGAAAAAAAAGAGAAAAAGGGAAGAUGACGGAUGCAUUUUUUUUUCUUUUUCAAAGUGCUCUCUUCUUCCUCUGCAAUUUGUUUGUUCUCUCCUCUACAUCCACCUCAAGAACUAUAUUAAUUCUAGUGUCACCCAUGCCCUCUCCCCAGCAAUUUUAAAAUUUUUAUUUUUCUUUAUUUUCAUUCCCGUUUUUUCCCCCCUCUUCUCGUGACUCAAUCAUCAGCCGAAAAGCUAGAAUAAUUCCCUCACGGAAAUAGCGAAACGAGAAUACCUGUGCGAGUUUUCUAGUGGGAGAUUUAUCUGUGUUGAGUGUUGCAAUUUGAAAUGGUUAGAAAAGCCGCGUGGAUACCAAGUCGGGACAUUUCUCUCCCCCAGCCCCAACGCCCCUCCCCCCAAAAUCCUUUGCUGUUCUGUGUUAGACUGUGAUCUCAAAAAGUCGUGACCACUCGAGGCUUUACAUCCAUGGAGAAUUUCACUGCUCCUUCCUCCCUCCCUAUCUUUAGCAAUGAAGAGAGUAAAAAGACAAUUAAUAGGAAUAAUGAACGCUCUCGUUUGAUAUUUCGGGUCGCCCAUGAUCCGAACCCAUUUCAAAAUCUGGUGACUUAAUCCCCUCCUAUAUUUCUAUCAUUUAUUUUUUUUUUAAAUCUUUUUCUUGCUUCUGUCAACGGGCCAACUUAAGUCUAGUGGUCACAAACUUUACUUUUGCGGGCUUGAGUGCUGCCGUUAUCAUCCUACCCCGCUCGAGCGUCAAUGAGAGGUGCUAAACUCCCUCCGUUCCUUUAUCCCCCCCCCCCUGUCCAAGUUUUGCAUCUAGCUCCUUCAGCCCUCCCCCCUCUCCGCAUUUCUCCUACGUCUAAAACAUUGAUAGCUUUCUCGAGCAUAAGAAAGAAAGUUGUGUACGUUUCUUGAUUUCUUAAGAAAAAAUUCUCUCGCCAUCAUUUGACCUGAUCGUCGACAGUCGUACAUUUUUUUUUUGUUGUUGUUAACUUGCCUUGCUAAUUUUGUUUGUGGAAGCUUAAAGAGAAAAAAAAAACCAUUACGAAAAGAUGUGCUUCUUUCUUCCAGCCCAUUUGUUUGUCCUGAGAGAAGCACAUUCACACAAUAACUGUGAAAAGAAACAUCACAACACAGUCGUAUCAAGUCUUGUCAUAUAGUACGCCGCGACCUCAGCACCAGUGGCUCACCCCUCCCUUAUUUUCCCCUUCUGAAUUCCUUUCCGCUCUUAUGCAAAUGUGUCGUGUUUCUAUUUCCGUACGACCCAAGUGAGUACGCGCCUCUGCAUUCUCCAAGCCUCCCCGUUUUUGUUUAUUUUGUUUUUCAAAUGACUUGGUCGUCGGUCAGUAUUGUUCGGAUUCAUUCAAGUGCCACAGUUUCGUACGAUAUGGGAUGUGUUAGUUUUUGCAGGAUAGGAGAAACAACAAAACGUUUCAGUUUCAACGGGAAAAUGGGGGAGACGGGGGAGGGUAUUAGUCGGUUCUAAUGCUUUACUACUUGAUAAUUACCGCAUAUUGUAAACGCGUAUCUUCUUACACUUUAGAAAUGACGAAAUGCGAUCUUCGUCUUGUGUCUUGACAGGUGUUUUUGAAUGUAGAGUUUUUUUUUUGUCUUUCGUUUCUUCCUUUGAUUCUCUCCCCACCUUAUCCUACCCGCCACAUGUUUUGUCCUAUGUGUUCCGGAGGAAAAUGUGCAAUGCCCUGCAAUGACCUUGCACUGUGCGGAACAGCAAAUGAAGUUACAUAUUGUUUUUCUUUUUUUUUCCUUUGAGUGUGCGAUCAUAGGCCAUUUGUCAUUCGUUUUCUCUUAUUCUCUCCCCCCCCCCCCGUCCCUCCUGUUUCCUUUUUGUGAGCGAUGCAUUCAGGCAAUUGUCAUGUCGUUACUUCGUUCAAAAGACUUCUUUUUUUUUGUGUUUCUAUUAGCCAUAUCACUCACUUGCAAUGAGGGCAGAAGGAUGAGGAUAUGGGGUGGGCUGGUUGUGUUUUCAAUGUCUUACAUUUGAGGGCAGGUUUCUUGUAUUGUUUUUGAAAGUGUUGGAGGGAAAGGAGAUGCAUGGUAUCCUUCCCAGUCUCUCAUGCGCUACAUUUUGGCAGUCAGUCGCCUGGGCGAAGAAUUUGAAUAAGUAAAAUGGGAAAAAGUAACGUAGCUUGUUUCUUUUGUGUGACCAAAAUGCGCUUCUUCGUUUUUCUUUUGUCGCCCUCGAUAAAAAGAGGAAAAAUUCUAAAAAUGCCGUGUUUGUCGUCUUUUUUUUUUUACACUUCCUUGUGCGUGUGUGCGUGCGUGUGGCCUCGUGGCCAUUUUUUGUCAGUUGCGUCCUGAAAAUCCAUUAUCUGUUGUGUGCGUAGUAGCAAAGCAAAAUGAAAAAAAAAAAGAAAAAAAAAAGGAAAGUUCCGAGGAUUCUUCCCUUCCCCCUCCCCACCAGAUCAGUUUGUCAUUCACACACCCUCCCCUCAAGAAAUUGGAGUUUUAAAAAAAAGGUGAUAAUUCGUCCAGUGAAGAAAAAAGCCUUCCCUCUCAUCCCUGGUGUUUGCUAUUAUUAUACAUAAUUUUUUUUUUUUGUAUUAUUUUCGUGGUUAAUUUCUUUUCUUUCGGGACUCGCCUGCUAUAUAUAACCGCAUCAGAUUUUGACAAGUCACCUGAUAAUUCCAGUAGUAAUUCUUGUAUGGCUCCUAUUCGCCUCUAUUAAAUCUCCCAUGUUUUUUUUUUGCGUGCCGUUCAGAUUUUUGUACAUUUUUUUUUUUUUUUUUUUUGGUUUCUUUAUUCAUUUUUUUUAUGGCAUCCUUUAGGAGAGCAAACUCCUUGAAAUCGGGUGAAUGGGGGAGUCUGUCCAAUCGAUUCUCGUGCUUGAUUUUUAAAAAUAAAUAUUCAAAGUGUCUAAUAGCUGAAGAAGAAAAAAAAAGAAACAUUUCCACGAAUCGAUACGCCGCUUCUCCCGCGCCCUUACUUUCAAAAUUAAACAAAAAAAAAACAGUAAGACUUAGCAGAUUGCACGCACACGGGUUCGUCAGUUCCGAAACAAAAAUUAGCAUUGAACGCGUCAGACAAACAUUGUGUAGCCAAAAAGUGCCUUCCUCGACUCAUUCAGACGGUCUCAAAAAUUCUAUCGUUCCCAUCUCGCCUGCCUCCACCCGCUCUCCAAAAAAAGAGACUUUGGAUGAUGAGAAGAAAAACAACCAACAACAAAAAAAUCAUCUUUCAUCGCAAAACAAAAGCAACCACGUAUUGCCUGGCUUAUAUCAGUCAACUGUAGCUAUUCAAGAUCUUCGACAGCGAAAAAAGAAAGU
Molecule: messenger RNA, 9500 nt
Organism: Daphnia carinata
Lineage: Eukaryota; Metazoa; Arthropoda; Branchiopoda; Diplostraca; Daphniidae
Gene: gw
Product: protein Gawky-like
Exons: 7
Coding region: 353-5401 (1682 amino acids)
Biological process (GO): positive regulation of nuclear-transcribed mRNA poly(A) tail shortening; miRNA-mediated gene silencing by inhibition of translation
Cellular component (GO): nucleoplasm; P-body; extracellular region
Molecular function (GO): protein binding; RNA binding
Source: RefSeq, a predicted model, not a curated record